This is a messenger RNA of Fusarium sp. VM40, 1602 nucleotides long. NCBI's taxonomy places the organism in Eukaryota, Fungi, Ascomycota, Sordariomycetes, Hypocreales, Nectriaceae. The record is from the annotation of a GenBank genome assembly.
AUGCUACCCCCAGAGAAUACCCCGACCAAUGUGGUCUAUCCAACAGGCAAAAGAUUUGUUCUACUGAUGAUUGCCCUUUACAUCAGCAUGUUCCUCGUGGCAUUGGACAAACUCAUCAUAUCAACUGCUAUUCCCGCUAUUACAAAUGACUUUCACGCCGCUGACGAUAUUGGCUGGUACGGCACAGCCUAUCUACUCACCAACUGCGCCUUCUUGCUAGUGUUCGGCAAGCUGUAUACUAUCCUGGAUAUGAAGAUGACAUUCAUAACUGCUGUCAUUCUCUUUGAAGUGGGAUCAGCUAUCUGUGGCGCCGCCCCUAACUCGAUCACGUUCAUUGUCGGCCGGGCCAUUGCGGGCUUGGGAGGUGGAGGUACUCAGUCUGGUAUUCUCGUCAUCAUUGUCUAUGCCGUCCCGCUUGCCAAAAGGCCCCGCUACCAAGGCCUUUUUGGUGCUGUCUUUGGUAUCGCUUCGGCCAUUGGCCCCGUCAUUGGCGGUGCCUUCACUAGUCAUGUUUCUUGGAGAUGGUGCUUCUAUAUCAACCUUCCCUUGGGUGGCCUUGUCUUAGUAUUCGUCUUCUUUUUCCUUCACAUCCCAAGUCAGUCUUCUACAGACAAUGAUCUCAAGUACAAGCUCAAACAACUUAACGGCCUGGGAUUGAUCGCUCUCAUUCCUGGAGUCGUUUGUCUGUGCCUGGCCCUGCAAUGGGGUGGCUUCGUGUACGGUUGGAAUAACAGCCGUAUCAUAGCCUUACUCGUGGUCGCUUUCAUUCUCUUGAUCGCCUUCGUCUUGAUUCAAAUCUGGAAGCCUGAACAAGCUACCUUACCACCUCACAUCUUUAUACAACGCAGUAUCUAUAGUGGAUUCUGGGUGAGCUUUUGCGUUGGCGCUCAUCAAACAAUCUUGAUAUACUUCCUCCCCAUUUGGUUCCAGGUCAUCAAGGGCGAUUCCGCUAUUAACAGCGGUAUCCAUCUUCUUGCUAUGGUUCUUGCUCUUGUCGUCGGAUCCAUCCUAAGCGGCGUUCUCACAACUCGCAUUGGAUAUUACAUGCCCUUCCUAAUCGCUGGAAUUUGUAUCUCAUCUAUUGGAGCUGGCCUCUUGACAACUCUCAGCAUAAACGCUUCGGAAGGCCAAUGGAUCGGUUAUCAAGUCCUGUACGGUUUCGGCCUGGGUGCUUGUAUGCAGGCGCCCAACAUGGCAGCGCAAACAGUGUUGCCACGCAAUCAAGUUUCGAUUGGUGCUUCACUAAUGAUCUUUGCUCAAACACUUUCUGGUGCUAUAUUUAUUUCUGUCGGGCAAAGUGUCCUAGACGGAGAGUUGGCCAAGCGUCUCUCGGCCUUCAUGAAUGUCACUCCCAAACAAAUCGAGGCUAGUGGUGUCACAGGCCUCUUGAGAUCUGUCCCCAAAAGGUUCCACGCCGAGGCUCUGAAAGCCUACAACGAUUCACUACAUGUGUGUUUCCGCGUUGCUCUCAUCAUGACUUGCCUCGCUAUUCUGGGUGCUUUGGUUAUGGAAUGGCGUAGUGUCAAGAAGGAGGCGGAUGAGAAGACAGAAGUUAGCGAUGCUGAUGAGAAGGAAUCUGUUGUAGAAGUUGUUGGUGUUUAG